Darwinula stevensoni is the source of this 273-nucleotide messenger RNA. NCBI's taxonomy places the organism in Eukaryota, Metazoa, Arthropoda, Ostracoda, Podocopida, Darwinulidae. The record is from the annotation of a GenBank genome assembly.
AUGAACAGUUCGCAAGAUUUCGUGAGGGCCGUGUCGGACUACAUCACCCGAGAACCAACUUUACUCUCCUUCCGGAAGGGAGAUGUCAUUCGGGUCGUGCACAAGAACACCUACCUCGAGAAAGGCUGGUUGCACGGCGUGAUAAACGGCCAUUCGGGGAUCUUCCCCAAGGAAUACGUGGAACCUGUCAGCAAGGCCGAGGCCAUCCGACUUUCCAGCAUGCAAAGUGAACGGGUCAAGAGGUAUCAAGAAUUAAAUAAUGGUCACGGAUGA